AUGUUCUUCAGGGUGGAUGCCAAGGGGCGCAAGCUCUUCAGAGUAUUUGCAACUGCCAGGAGGCUGGAGACCUUGCAGAAACUACAGGAAGACGGGAUAGAGGCAGUGGCCUGCGAUGUGACAUCAGCUGAAAGCGUGGAGGCAUGCAGAGCUGCUGCGGUGAAAGCUGCAGGCGCUGUGCAUGUGUUGGUCAACAAUGCAGGCAUGCAGGCAACGGGGCCUAUUGUGGAGCAGCCAAUUGAACACUUUCAGAUGGUUCAGGACACCAAUUGCACCGGCCCUGGAUCUGGGCUCAUUGUCAAUGUAUGCAGCGUGUCAUCCUAUGUGGACCUGCCACUGUCAGCAGCCUACAAUGCCUCCAAGGCAGGCCUGCUUUCAGUCACCAAUGUUCUCAGAAUGGAGCUGAAGCCGCUGGGAGUGCAUGUUAUGACGGUGACGGCGGGUGUGAUAGCGAGCGACAUCGGCGCGAAGAAUGUGUGCGACGUGCAACGCUACUAUGACAGUAACUCUGCAUACAGCUCCAUGGCAGACGCCAUCAAGCACCGCAUGGAAGUUCCCACCACAAGUGGGGCAGUGAUGCCAGCAGAGGAGGCAGCGGAGGCCAUAGCAGCCGCCAUCGCGCGGCCGCGGCCGCCCCGGGAGAUUGUCACUGGCGCAAGGGCACGCACGGCGCUGCUGGCCGGCUUCCUGCAGAAGUGGCUGUGGCCGGGCGUCGUGGAGCGGAAAUUUAGCCGCAUGUUUGGGCUAAACAAAGUGACAAGAGCGGCUAUACAGUGA
This is a messenger RNA of Coccomyxa subellipsoidea C-169, 777 nucleotides long. RefSeq lists its product as hypothetical. Gene Ontology annotation, cellular component: endoplasmic reticulum. The coding region runs from base 1 to 777 and encodes 258 amino acids. The transcript is spliced from 7 exons. Gene Ontology annotation, molecular function: oxidoreductase activity. Lineage: Eukaryota; Viridiplantae; Chlorophyta; Trebouxiophyceae; Coccomyxaceae. The record is from RefSeq and is a predicted model, not a curated record.